GUGAACGGACUCAGACGCCGCCGGAAGUCGCCAUGUACGGUGAGAUGACGAGCUCAAAAAAUGAUCGUAGAGUUUCGGACUCAAGUAGCCUCUCGAAAAUUUUAGGCCUGUAUUUCCCCAAAAUCAACUUAACGCUGGACGAUUCCAAGUUCAAAUUUGAACUCGCAUCCGAUCUUGCUGACUUCUUUUCUAAUGCUGGAGAGUACUUUGUUUCUCAGGUUAAAGAUGAUGAUGGCAUAUUCUUCUUGCCACUUGACUUUGAGCAGUUUCGGAGAGUUUGCGACAUUGAGAGUUUUUAUUUGACUUUAGAUGAUAGACCUAAAGAAGCUCUGUUAUGUUUGAGCGCUGCAUUGCACAAGGUUAUGUUCAUGAAAUGGGGAAAUGAGAAGUUUGAUGAUUUUUGUUCAAAGAUAAAUAUUCGUCUGCACAACUACCCUCUAGUGAUUGCGUUGAAGAACCUGAAAGCAGCAUAUAUUGACAGGCUUGUUUCUGUACGUGGUACAGUGAUAAAAGUUAGCACAGUUAAGCCUCUGGUAAUAGAAAUGAGUUUUGCCUGCACAAAAUGUGGAACCAACAUUACUCGUGACUUCCCAGAUGGGAAAUUUUCACCCCCUCCGAUAUGUGAAAUGCAUGGUUGCAAAAGCAGGACCUUCACUCCCAUUAGAUCCAGUGCUCAACCUGUAGACUUUCAGAAGAUAAGAAUUCAGGAGACGCUGAGAUCAGAACAUCAUGAGGAGGGGCGUGUUCCACGGACAGUUGAAUGUGAAUUAACAGAAGAUCUUGUAGAUGCAUGCAUUCCUGGAGAUAUUGUGACUGUAACUGGUAUUGUUAGGGUGAUUAACAACUACAUGGACAUUGGAGGAGGAAAAUCAAAAAGCAAGAAUCAAGGACUUUACUAUUUAUAUCUUGAAGCAGUCUCAAUAAGAAAUUCCAAGACUCAACCAAUGCCUGAGAAUCCAAUGGACAAGUCCAAUGCAAUAUCCGCAGAGCCUUUUGACUCACUCUCAUUUUCUCCAAGGGAUUUAGAGUUUAUUGUAAAGUUUUCAGAAGAAAAUGGUUCUGAUGUUUUUCGGCAAAUACUUCAUUCUAUUUGCCCCUCAAUCUAUGGGCAUGAGCUUAUUAAAGCGGGAAUUACUCUAGCUCUAUUUGGUGGUGUACAGAAGCAUUCCAUGGAUCAGAACAAGGUUCCUGUUAGGGGAGACAUCCACAUCAUAAUAGUUGGUGAUCCUGGACUAGGUAAAAGUCAACUACUUCAAGCAGCAGCUUCUGUUUCUCCUCGAGGCCUAUAUGUGUGUGGUAAUGCUACAACUAAUGCUGGCCUCACUGUUGCUGUGGUCAAGGAUCCAAUGACUAGUGAUUAUGCCUUUGAAGCUGGUGCUAUGGUUCUUGCAGACCGUGGAUUAUGCUGCAUUGAUGAGUUUGACAAAAUGUCUGCUGAACAUCAGGCCUUGUUUGAAGCUAUGGAGCAGCAGUGUGUUUCUGUUGCAAAGGCAGGACUUGUUGCAAGUUUAUCAGCACGAACAUCUGUUUUAGCAGCCGCAAACCCUGUUGGGGGUCAUUAUGACCGUACAAAAACUGUAAAUGAGAACUUGAAAAUGAGUGGUGCUUUACUCUCGCGAUUUGAUUUGGUUUUCAUAUUACUUGACAAACCUGAUGAGCAACUGGAUAAGCGACUCUCAAAGCACAUUAUGUCUCUUCAUGCUAAACAUCCAGAACAUCCUCCUUCCACAAAACGAUUAUGUACAGCACACUUUGACGUUAUGGAGAAUAACCUGAACAUAGAGCAUGAUUCUUUAGUUGCAAAAUUGAGGCUUGACCCAAAGAAGGAUAGUGGUUUUGUUCCAUUACCUGGUCCUCUUCUGCGUAAAUACAUUGCCUAUGCAAAAGCUUACGUAUUUCCAAGGAUGACAGAACCUGCAGCGGCUACCUUGAAGACGUUUUACCUGCGACUAAGAGAUCGUAGCACAUUUGCUGAUAGUACACCAAUAACAGCUAGGCAAUUGGAAAGUUUGGUAAGGUUGGCUGAAGCUCGAGCUAGGGUUGAUCUAAGAGAACAAAUAACUGAGCAGGACGCUUUGGAAGUUGUUGAACUAAUGAAGGAGUCUUUGUAUGAUAAGUAUGUUGAUGAGCAUGGCUUUGUGGAUUUUGGGCGUAGUGGGGGGAUGAGUAAAGAAAAAGAGAAGAAGAGAUUUUUGGGUGCCCUAAAUAAGCAGUCAGAAUUGCAUCAAAAGGAUUGCUUUUCAAUAUCUGAAUUAUAUAGUUUGGCAGAUACCAUUGGCUUAAGGGUUCCAGAUAUUGAUACAUUUUUGGAUACACUUAAUAGUGCAGGUUAUUUACUAAAGAAGGGCCCAAAGAGAUAUCAGGUGGUAUCAUCAUCUUAUUCAAGAAGUCAAUCAUCAAGGGGAUAGUUUCACAUCACUGGUAAUAAGCUUUAGAAACAUCAUUUUGCCUCUUUUUUUAAAAAAUUGUUUCUAGUCUUUACUCCCUUUUAAUACAGCGUCUCUUAAAAAGUAGGAAUGAUUCAAUACCUACAAGCACUUUUGUUCUUGUUCAUGUUAUAUGAACAAUUAUCUCCUAUUAACCACUUCCAAAAGUUUGCAGAUUUUUUAUGAUUAUCUGUGGGAGUUUACAGUUUAUCUAUCAAAUUCCUGGU
Molecule: messenger RNA, 2653 nt
Organism: Ipomoea triloba (trilobed morning glory)
Lineage: Eukaryota; Viridiplantae; Streptophyta; Magnoliopsida; Solanales; Convolvulaceae
Product: probable DNA helicase MCM8
Exons: 17
Coding region: 33-2408 (791 amino acids)
Cellular component (GO): nucleus; MCM complex
Molecular function (GO): single-stranded DNA binding; ATP binding; ATP hydrolysis activity
Source: RefSeq, a predicted model, not a curated record